AGGAAGGGACAAAUAUAUCAUCUAUCCCCAUCUUGAUCGAGAUUCUCUCGGGAAGAUGAGGAUGGAAAGUGACGGUAGAAAAGAACAGAGAUAAACGAGCAGCGAGCCAGCGACGGAAGAAAAGGAAAAGAGAUUGUGAGAUCUUCGCCGGCGCGGCCCUGUACCUCGUCUUCGCUGUCCAUUGUCUCUUUCAUCAUCGGCUCACUUCAGAUUUGCUCUCACUCCCUCUCAGUUCUCAGAUUUUGCUUUAAUUUUCAGGGCCGGGAAGUCCGGAAGGAAUUGGUAAAGAGAGACAGACACUAGGGGUACAAAGACACGUAUAGAUGAUGGAAGCACAAAUAGAUCACCCAUACAUUCCCAAAGAUCUAAAGUUGCCCGGUUUUGUGCCUUGUUUCCUCUCACAAUUAGACAUUGUUGGUGUGUAUGGAGUUGCUUCUCUACUGGUUUUCACAGUCAUGUGGACCUUAUCUGGGCGGUUCCCCAAACUGUCAAAGGGAGACAGGUUGCUCAUGUGCUGGUGGAGUUUCACAGGCCUUACUCACAUGUUUCUUGAGGGUUACUUUGUCUUUUCUCCGGACUUCUACAAGAAAAAAACUCCCAUCUACUUGGCAGAAGUUUGGAAAGAGUACAGCAAGGGUGACUCUAGGUAUGCUGCACGCGAUUCUACUGUUGUUUCUGUUGAAGGAAUCACAGCAGUGUUAGAGGGACCAGCAUGUCUUCUUGCUGUGUAUGCAAUAGCUACAAGGAAGGCAUACAGGUAUAUACUCCAGGUGGCCAUUUCUUUGGGUCAGCUCUAUGGUACAGCUGUGUAUUUCAUAACAGCAAUCUUGGAGGGUGACAAUUUUGCUGCAAGCCCGUAUCAUUACUUCUGGUACUAUGUGUUUGCAAAUUCCUUCUGGGUCUGGAUACCCACAAUCAUUAUUGUCCGUUGUUGGAAGAAAAUUACUUCUGCAGUUCAUUCACAAGACCAGAUAAAGACCAAGACUCGCUGAGUAUAUCAACAUGCACCUGCUUUUUACCCGCCCUUGGAUUAACGUUCAUUACGUUCAUUUGGGUUUUGUGGGAACAAAAUGAACAAUUCAAUUUAAUUUAUACUGCUUGCUGUAACACAUUUCUUUAUAGUUUAUAGAUUUAUCCAAAUUUUGUCUGAACAAGUGUCUGCUCGAGAUAUUUACAAGGAUUCCCUUGUUGCACCUCAUCUAAUUCUUAGGGCACCUAAAUUUUCG
Molecule: messenger RNA, 1226 nt
Organism: Cuscuta europaea
Lineage: Eukaryota; Viridiplantae; Streptophyta; Magnoliopsida; Solanales; Convolvulaceae
Source: the annotation of a GenBank genome assembly